GGACUAGAAAAGAACAGCCUAUCAGCCUUACUCGGCGGAAAGCCACUAAGCAAUGCCGCAGCUACCCAGAGUAAAGACAACAAUUGGAGAAUAACAGCAUCACAGCUUCAGGCUGUGCUCAACUUUGCACAAGACUUACAACGGUUUAAGAAUAGAGAUAAUCCUAUAGUAUAG
Messenger RNA from Aplosporella prunicola CBS 121167, 174 nucleotides. RefSeq lists its product as uncharacterized. NCBI's taxonomy places the organism in Eukaryota, Fungi, Ascomycota, Dothideomycetes, Botryosphaeriales, Aplosporellaceae. The record is from RefSeq and is a predicted model, not a curated record. The transcript has a single exon. The annotation marks the transcript as partial.